AUGACCUAUAGUCAGUCAUUGAGUAAGGACAAAGAGGUAAAAAGAAUUAAUUGUUUAUUAUUAUUUAUUUUUCAGAUAACAGAGUUAAAUUUGGACAACUGUCGUAGUACAUCAGUAGUUGGUCUUACAGAUGAUUUUGUAAACUUAGAAACUCUGAGCUUGAUUAAUGUUGGUUUAACAAGUUUAAAAGGUUUUCCAAAACUUCCAAAUCUUAAAAAGCUGGAAUUAAGUGACAACAGAAUUUCUGGUGGAUUGAAUUUAUUACAAGGUAGUCCAAAAUUGACACAUCUCAAUCUCAGUGGAAAUAAAAUUAAAGAUCUUGAUACAUUAGAGCCUUUGGUAAAUAUUAUUAAUAUUUAUUUUUAUUGAUAUUAAAUAUUCUGU
Messenger RNA from Centruroides sculpturatus (bark scorpion), 384 nucleotides. Its product is annotated as acidic leucine-rich nuclear phosphoprotein 32 family member A-like. Bases 1 to 369 code for a protein of 122 amino acids. The record is from RefSeq and is a predicted model, not a curated record. The transcript has 3 exons. Lineage: Eukaryota; Metazoa; Arthropoda; Arachnida; Scorpiones; Buthidae. Gene Ontology annotation, molecular function: histone binding. Gene Ontology annotation, cellular component: nucleus.